Rhineura floridana is the source of this 3486-nucleotide messenger RNA. Its product is annotated as sodium-coupled monocarboxylate transporter 1-like. Gene Ontology annotation, cellular component: membrane. Bases 703 to 3486 code for a protein of 927 amino acids. Gene Ontology annotation, biological process: sodium ion transport; propanoate transmembrane transport. The transcript has 16 exons. The record is from RefSeq and is a predicted model, not a curated record. Gene Ontology annotation, molecular function: organic acid:sodium symporter activity. NCBI's taxonomy places the organism in Eukaryota, Metazoa, Chordata, Lepidosauria, Squamata, Rhineuridae.
AUUUUGCCUGCAACUGCCUUCCCUGUCUCUCUGUGAGAAGCUUUUGUAGUGUUUUUUCUUUGUCCAUUUGAAUUUGGGGUGGCCCUUUACUCCCUCUAACUAGUCUUAGUCAUUUUCCCUUACUUCUUCACAUAUUGGGGAUCCUAUCUCUCCACCCUGUUACUAGAGACUCCUUGUUUUUCCAGCUGUUUUCCCCCACAAGACUGAGCAGCUAUUUUUGAGGACUUGUUUCAGUUGUUCAGGGGGGAUAUCAUUUUUUGUGGAAGCCCUCGACUUUAAUGGUCCACUCUGGUCUCUGCAGAUACCCCAGCAUCUAUUUCUACAUCUAUUACGGUUAUCAUGGUUGUAGCACCUCCAUUUUUUUCUAAAUUAUGACUGUUUUUUUUUUAAACUGAAGAUCAGGGAGCUCCAAACCAACACAACUGAUUUCCACAGGGUUAGGUUUAAAUUUAGGAGGAGGAGUUAGGAGCAGGAUUCAAUGAGGCACACCCUGCUGGAUAACAUUAAGGUUAGGCUGAGGAGAGCAAAUGGGACAAUGUGUAUGAUGAGUGUGAAAGGUUCACAGCUGGACAGUGAGGUUAGUGAGGUUAUGUGGCCCUAGGAGCACCUAAUUAGUGAUUGUUACCAGAGUAGCAAGAUCUCCAGUGGAGACUUGUCUUUCUCCAGCCUGCUCUGCCUAUUUUCUGUCUCAGUUUGGGCCUCAUGUCGACGACUGCUUCCCUACCCCAUUUUACCCCCGAAGAAAUCUCUGACCGCUUCAGUGACUUAGACCUGCUAGUUUUUACAGCCAUGCUGCUGCUCUCUCUGUUCAUUGGCAUUUUUGUCGCCAUAAAACAAGUCCACCAAACUCACAUUGAUUAUUUGAUGGCUGGUCGCAGCCUAACAUCUUGGCCUGUGGCGUUCUCCCUCACGGCCACCUUCAUGUCAGCAGUGACGGUGCUGGAAGCCCCAGCUGAGAUCUACCUCUUUGGACACUGUUUUGGUCUCUUUGCUUUUGCCUAUACCUUAAUGGUGGUGAUCAGUGCUGAAGUGUUUCUACCCAUCUACUACCGGCUGGAGAUAACCAGCACCUAUGAGUACUUGCAACUUCGAUUCAAUAAAUAUAUGCGUCUGCUUGGAACAGUGAUAUUUAUGAUGCUAACUAUAUUAUACACUGGAAUUGUUAUAUAUUCUCCAUCCUUGGCUUUGAAUCAAGUUACAGGAAUUCAGUUGUGGGGGUCUGUUGUUUCAACAGGAGUAGUCUGUAUUUUCUAUUGUGCACUGGGUGGCCUGAAAGCAAUAAUCUGGACAGAAGUUCUCCAGUUUACACUGAUGAUAAGUGCAUUUAUGGCAGUGAUUAUACGGGCUGCAGUAAUUAAGGGAGGAUUUGGUCUUAUUAUCGAUGAUGCUAAACAUGGAGGAAGACUAAUAACCUGGGAGUUUAACCCAAAUCCUCUGCAAAGGCAUACAACCUGGACAGUCAUUAUUGGUGGCACCUUCACUUGGCUUAGCAUAUUUGGAACAAAUCAAUGUCAAGUUCAGCGAUACCUUGCUUGCAAAUCACAAAGUCAAGCAAAAAAAUCUCUUUAUAUAAAUCUUUUUGGACUCUAUUUAACUCUCGGUUGUGCAGUGAUGUGUGGGCUCUCAAUGUACUCUGUGUACAAGGACUGUGACCCUUGGACUGCGGGCUUUGUGUCGGCACCAGAUCAGCUCAUGCCUUAUUUUAUGCUGGAGAUUUUGGGAGAUUUUCCAGGACUUCCAGGACUUUUUGUGGCUGGGACUUUCAGUGGAACAUUAAGUACAGUGUCUUCCAGCAUCAAUGCAUUAGCUGUUGUAACUGUAGAAGAUCUUAUUAAACCUAAUUUCAUUGUGUCUGAAACAAACUUGUUAUGGAUUUCCGUGGGAAUGAAGGUGUUGUAUGGUGCAGUGUGCCUUUCCAUGGCUGCAGUGGCGUCUAUUAUGAGUGGCUUAUUACAGUCUUCACUCAGUAUUUUUGGAAUAUUUGGUGGACCCCUUUUAGGAAUAUUUUGUUUGGGCAUCCUUUUGCCUUUUGCAAAUGCUAAGGGUGCAUUUUCAGGUCUACUUUGUGGGUUUCUUAUUGUAUUGUGGCUUGGAGUUGGGGCCCAGAAACAUCCUCCCCCUCCUCACAGAACAAGGCCAUUACCCCUUUCAACUGAAGGCUGUCCAAAGCCCAACAGUUCUGUGAUUACACAAUUAACUACUACUCUGCCUCCUCCAACUUCACCAAGACCUCUCAUUGAAGAAUAUUGGUGGUACUCACUAUCAUAUCUAUACUUCAGCCCAUUAGGAACUAUGAUAACAUUUAUUGUGGGAUCAAUCAUGAGUGUAGUGACAGGAGGACUCAAGCAAAAUGUGGAACGCAGACUUCUGUUUGGCAAGGAGGAGUUUAUGGCCAACUUUUUGCACUGGAAACCUAAGUGUGAAUCAAAGCAAAGCACCAACUUACCGGAACUUCGGGCAGCACGAUUGGCGCUGCAGCAUUUCGUGCCUUUAUUGAUUCAUCUCAAGCAUGUGCUGCUGAGGACAGACAACAACUGUGUGAAAGAGUUCAUAAAUUGUCGAGGAGGGACAAAGUCACUGGUGCUUCAUCUGGAGGCAUCACGACUGAUUUCCUGGGCAGAGCAUGGUCUACAAUCGCUGACAGCAGAAUAUAUAAAGGGAGUAGACAAUGUAGAAGCGGACUGGUUAAGCAGACAGGAGGUGUUGCCAGGAGAGUGGCAGCUGCACAAAGAUUUGUUCAAACAGAUCCGCAAGAGGUUUGGAAGGAUGGAUGUAGAACUUUUUGCUUCAGAUGUCAAUCAUCAACUGAAGAGGGUGGCAGCAGUAUGCCCUGAUCCUAAACAAAAGUCCAAAGUGUUGAAGCUUCCAUCUCUGUUACUGAAGGUCAUCAAAUCUGAGUUUGAUGUGCCUUUGCAAUGCAAUAAGUUGAUGCCUACUACUAAUAGGUAUUAUGUUCUGGAACAAUCUUUGGUGGCUCAAUUAAAGCUUCCUCUCAUUAAUGCACCUGUUGUGGAAUUAGUGACUCAUUCCUUGCAUCCAAACGACUCAGAUGCACAGCUUAAGGACUCUGUGGAGUGUAAGAUGGACCUGGGUUUGAGGCAAGUUCACAAUGCUAGUGCUGUGUCAGUGUGGGCAGCUGCUUCGGUAUCGGUCUUCAUGAGAGCCUCAUUACUCUGGCUACAGGACCUCUUGGAUGGUCUCCAAGAAGAUCCUGCUAGAGUUCGCAGUCCCACUUUGAAAAUUUCCCAUGCUGUGGCAUUCAUUGCUGACACCUCCAUAGAUGCAGGGCAAUUUUCAGCUUGGUCCCUGGUGGCAAGCGUUUUCAUUUGGAGGACUCUUGGGUUGUGCCAUUGGGAGGUGGAUGCCAUGGCUUGCUCCAGUCUGGCUUCUGAGUCUUAUGAAGGUGUCAAACUCUUUGGUGACUUGGCUUCGGUGGAUAUUUUGAUAGAGUCCAAAGCGUCUUUUCUGCCUUCCACCACAAAGUGA